AUGGCGAUCGCUGCUAUCAAAUCUACCACGGAGAGAACGCCCGUACCGGCUUCGUCGGCUUCCUCCACCAACGACUCUACCUCUUCCCGUUGCAACUUCUCAUCUCACCGUCGUUCUCAGAGUCUCAACCGAUUCUCCCGUCGAAAUCCCGCUCGGGAUACCUGCAACGGCCUUGACGAGUCUCUUGGACCUAGAGGUAGGUUUGUCAACACUGCCAGUGGCUCUGGGUUUCCUAGUGAUCUUGCUGUUGCAUUCUUCGAAUCCUGUGAUCGAGGUCGCUCGACUCCGAGACGCGAUAAGGUUAGUCCUGCUAGUGCAACACCUGCAUCGCAGAGGCGAGGGAGGUCCGCUUCAAGCAGAAGAACGGGGGUAGCUAAUGACGGAAAUGCCAACGCUUGUGAAAGUUCUGGUGGGAAGAGACUAGUGUCGGACGCUAAUCCGAGAAGGAGGAGAUCAGUUUCAAUGGUGCGGUGCCAGAUUAGUGAUUCUGAGAGUGAUAUGGACCAUUUUCACAGUGCUAAGGGUCACCUGAAUGCCAUGAAUAGUGAUAUUGGGUGUAAGCUGCUACAUAAGCCAAUCGAUUCAGGUCAAAAGUCAGUGCUGAGAAAGUCCCUCAACCAGAAGGAUUUGAGCUCAUGCGAUGGCUACUCCAAUUAUGACAUUUCUAUCUUCUCUUUGAGAAAUAGACAGUCAGAGAAGUGUAAACAAGUUUUAUUAGCUAAAAUAACAUCAGAGGAGAAGCGAUGUAGAGAACUUUCUGAAGUCAUUAAAGAAUUGCUUCUUGAUUCAAAGAGCAUGGCUAUACAAAAACCAUCAAGAACUAGGAAGGUGCACUAG
Molecule: messenger RNA, 837 nt
Organism: Prosopis cineraria
Lineage: Eukaryota; Viridiplantae; Streptophyta; Magnoliopsida; Fabales; Fabaceae
Exons: 3
Coding region: 1-837 (278 amino acids)
Source: RefSeq, a predicted model, not a curated record